Molecule: messenger RNA, 1884 nt
Organism: Quercus lobata
Lineage: Eukaryota; Viridiplantae; Streptophyta; Magnoliopsida; Fagales; Fagaceae
Product: 26S proteasome non-ATPase regulatory subunit 12 homolog A
Exons: 12
Coding region: 109-1437 (442 amino acids)
Cellular component (GO): proteasome regulatory particle, lid subcomplex; cytoplasm
Source: RefSeq, a predicted model, not a curated record
UAUUAUCAAUUUUAUUUUACUUUCUCUCACAUCACACUUUCCUCUCUCCCUCUCCCUCUCCCUCUCUCUCUCACAGCUAGGGUUUGGAUCUUGCACAGAACGAUUGCAAUGGAAGGAGGAGGGAAUCUAGAGUCAUCGAUAGAGCAACUGCUGAAUGUGGAGAAGCAGAUGAGGCUUUCCGGCGAUGUCGCCGGAACAAAGAAGGCCGCCACUGACAUUCUUCAGCUCUGCUUCGAAGCUCGAGCAUGGAACACUCUCAACGAUCAGAUUGUUCUCUUGUCUAAGCGCCGUGGCCAGCUUAAGCAGGCUGUAACUGCAAUGGUCCAGCAAGCAAUGCAAUAUAUAGAUGAGACACCAGAUAUUGAAACUCGUAUAGAGCUCAUCAAAACACUAAACAAUGUAUCUGCCGGGAAGAUAUAUGUUGAGAUUGAAAGAGCUCGCUUGAUCAAGAAACUUGCAAAGAUUAAGGAAGGACAGGGGCUUAUAGCUGAAGCUGCAGAUUUGAUGCAAGAAAUUGCAGUGGAAACCUUUGGUGCAAUGGCAAAAACUGAAAAAAUUGCAUUUAUUCUAGAUCAAGUACGUUUGUGCUUAGACCGCCAGGAUUAUGUUCGUGCCCAAAUCCUGUCAAGGAAGAUCAGUCCAAGGGUUUUUGAUAUUGAUACUUCAAAAGAAAAGAAAAAACCUAAAGAAGGUGACAAUCUUGUUGAAGAGGCUCCUGCUGAUAUACCAUCUCUAUUGGAGUUGAAGCGGAUUUACCAUGAACUAAUGAUAAGGUAUUAUACCCAUAACAAUGAUUACCUUGAAAUUUGUCGUUGCUAUAAGGCAAUUUAUGACAUUCCAUCUGUCAAAGAGAACCCAGCACUGUGGACUCCGGUCCUGAGGAAAAUCUGUUGGUUUUUGGUUUUGGCACCUCAUGAUCCAAUGCAAUCAAGCCUUCUUAACUCAACCUUGGACGAUAAGAAUCUUUCUGAGCUUCCAAAUUUUAGGUUGCUGUUGAAACAACUAGUCACAAUGGAGGUCGUCCAAUGGACAUCUCUUUGGAAUGCAUACAAGGAUGAGUUUGAGAAUGAAAAGAGCAUGCUUGGAGGCUCUUUGGGUGACAAAGCAGCAGAAGACCUAAGACAGAGAAUAAUUGAACAUAACAUUCUUGUUGUUUCAAAAUAUUAUGCAAGGAUCACCUUGAAGAGACUUGCAGAGCUGUUGUGCCUCAGUAUCCAGGAAGCGGAGAAGCAUCUUUCAGACAUGGUGGUGUCCAAGGCACUGAUGGCAAAGAUUGACAGGCCAAUGGAAAUAGUCUGUUUCCAGACAGCAAAGGAUAGCAAUGACAUUCUUAACUCGUGGGCGAUGAACUUGGAGAAGCUGCUUGAUCUUGUUGAGAAGAGUUGCCACCAAAUACACAAAGAAACCAUGGUUCACAAAGCUGCCCUGAAAGUUUGAAAAAUGAACUUCAUCACCUGCCGGUAGAACUAGCUCUCUGAUUGCCUUAAAUUAAGCUGUCAUUUUGUGGACUGAAGUGAGAACAAUAUAGAUUAUCACCUUGGCUGACCGGGUUUGUCAGGCAUGCAUUUAUCAGGUUUUUUCUCCUUUAGUUAUUUGUUUACCCCGGUCAUCUCAGAAAUAGAGAACUCGGAUAUGCUUGCCAGAACUCAAAGGGACAUUGUUGUAUACUGCCGGUACAUUCCGUGCGACUGACUAAUGACAGGAACCUCCUAAAUGGGCUUGUUUGUAGUGGUGGAAAAAAAUUGAUUGCACCACUUCAUUUAUUUUCUUAGGCUUUUGUUGAGAUUAUUUUAUCUUUUACAUAUUGUUUCCAACCUAAAGUCAUUUGUGCUUUUAGAUGUUUCAGUUAAUUUUACAAUGCAUUUUAGCUUUUGAUGGUUGUGA